This is a messenger RNA of Phytophthora nicotianae INRA-310, 666 nucleotides long. RefSeq lists its product as hypothetical. The coding region runs from base 115 to 564 and encodes 149 amino acids. The record is from RefSeq and is a predicted model, not a curated record. Gene Ontology annotation, biological process: transmembrane transport. Gene Ontology annotation, cellular component: membrane. The transcript has 3 exons. Lineage: Eukaryota; Oomycota; Peronosporomycetes; Peronosporales; Peronosporaceae. Gene Ontology annotation, molecular function: xenobiotic transmembrane transporter activity; antiporter activity.
AGUUUGUCCAUGGCGUGCUUCACCUGACGGCUUUGCAAUUUUUAAUCUCCACCAGGGCUCGCCUCGUCACUUCCCUUUUUGCAUUGCAUACUCGGACGACCACUGGGCGAGACAAUGAGCUUACAACUUCUUCAUAACGAGAAAAGCGACCGCGAUGGGUCUUUCGUGAGUAUCACGACACCUAAGAGUGGCCAGGAAUUUGAUCGUGCUGAUGAACCAACGCCACAAACAAAAGAAGAAGCCAAGAUUUUGGUUAAGCUCGUUGGACCCGUGAUGAUCACUACGUUUCUUGAGUUUCUCCCGGGCUUUACGUCAAUCAUUCUUGCUGGAAACAUGGACUCGCCACACUCUCAACACUACAUUGAUGCUGCAACAUUUUCUACCAUGGCGCUGAACAUGACCUCGCUCUCCGUCGGGCUCGGACUCGCAUCAGCACUAGACACGCUCUGUUCGCAAGCCUAUGGGGCCAAACGAUACGAGAAGAUCGGCAUCUACUUCCAGACUGGAGUCAUCGUACUCACCGUCUUUAUCAAGAAGACAGGAACUUGGGGGGCGCCAAAGUGAAAGUGCCGCCCCCGCAGUUCAGACGGAUGAAAGCUUCUAGAAGCUUCCACAGCCGUCCUACAUCUGCAUGUGUAUUAAUUACUAUACUAUACAUUUCAUAGU